AUGAAAAUGCUGAAUUUAUCCUUUGCCUUGCAUAACUUCCAUGUAUAUUGAGGCAAGAUACACUUUCACCUGGAGAGGUGGCAAUGGUAUGGAUCCUGUAACAAAGAAAACGAGGCAAGAUGGAUCAGAAGUUACUGAAAGACUUAUUACAGAGACUAUAACCACAAGACUGACUUCCUUACCACCCAAGGGAGGGAGUAGCAGUGGGCUCAAAACAUCAUCCCAUACUGGAGGAGGCGGGGUGGAAAAGAGGUCUUACACCCAUGGCAGCAGCUGUAUGACUUCAAGUGGAAGCGGUAGAAUGAAUUCUUCAUCAUCAUCAUCUGGCUACAGACAAACCCAGUCUCCCAGCUCUACUCUCACCAAAUCACCUGGCUCAACAUUUGAAAGAAAAACCUAUGUCACCCGCCAUGCUACAUACGAAGGGAGCUCCAGUGCUAACUCUUCUCCUGAGUUCCCCAGAAAAGAGCUUGCAUCUGCCUCCACACGAGGACGAAGCCAAAGUCGAGAGAGUGAAAUACGAGUCCGACUGCAGAGCGCGUCACCCUCUGGCAGAUGGACGGAGUUGGAUGAUGUGAAACGUUUGCUGAAAGGAAGUCGAUCAGCAAGCUGCAGCCCUACUCGAUCACCGUCAAGUACUCUCCCAAUACCAAAAAAAGCUGUGGUGGAGACAAAGAUGGUUACUGAGAGCUCUCAGUCAGUGUCAGGGACGUAUGAUACGACCAUACUGAAUAGUGCUCUCCCUUCAUACAUGUGGUCCUCUACUCUGCCUGCUGGGUCUUCCCUUGGUGGAUACCACAACAGCAUGACACAGAGCUCUUCUUUGAUCAAUGCUAUGUCGCACUCUACAGGAUCAGUCUUUGGUGUUCCAAAUAACCUGGCUCCCAGCAAUCCCACUCUGAACACAGGCCUGAGCACUUCCUCAACAGUGUUUGGUGUUCAAAACAACCUGUCUCCAAGCUCUGCAACUCUGACCCAAAAUGCCACUGCAGCUUCUGCAGCAUAUGGGCUGAAGAACACUUCCCAGAGCAACACCAUAGCUAGUACUGGUGUGUCUGCCUCAGCAGGGGGAACUGUUUUGAGCUCCCAGGGAGAUGAUAUCCUACGGAAAGACUGCAAGUUCCUGCUGCUGGAGAAAGAGAAUGUCCCAGCAAAGAAGGAGAUGGAGCUCUUGAUCAUGACAAAGGACAGUGGCAAAGUCUUUAGUGCCUCUAGCAGUGGGCUUAAUGGAGGAUCCUUCGUGGAAGACACCUUAAAGAAGGAGAAGCAGGGAUUUUCCUCCUCUUACGGUGCAGAUGCUGGCUUAAAAUCAGAAGCAAAUGGAGGACUAAAAUCCGUGCCAACAAGGGACAAAGCAACUUACGCAGAAAUACGAGGUGGUGAUGCUGGGGGUGCAAUAGGAUCAGCACCAUCCUGGUGCCCCUGUGGUUCCUGCUGUAGCUGGUGGAAGUGGCUCCUGGGUUUGCUUCUGGCUUGGUUGCUUCUCCUUGGAUUGCUCUUUGGACUCAUUGCUCUGGCGGAAGAAGUGAGACAGCUGAAAUCUCGUGUGAAAGACCUGGAAAAAAGCAGUGGCAGCUACCUGACAGUUAACCCAGGGAUUGCAAAUAUAGACAAGGAAGUUUCAAAAGCAGAAUUUGUUCGUGGUGCAGCACCCUCCUCAGCCUUCUCUUACGGAGAUGAAGAGUCAGUUUGGCUGAUGGUGAAGAGCAGACUGAGCAAGGAAAUAGAACGAGGCUACUUCCGAGGGGAGAGAGGAGAACCUGGUCUGAAAGGUGACAUGGGAAUGCAAGGGCCCAAAGGAGAACGAGGGCUUCCUGGAGUCCCAGGCAUUCCUGGUCCAGUUGGACACCAAGGACCAGAAGGACCAAAAGGACAGAAAGGCAGCAUGGGUGAUCCUGGCAUGGAAGGUCCAAUGGGACAGAGAGGUCGAGAAGGGCUGCCAGGGCCUCGAGGAGAGCCUGGACCACCUGGAUUUGGAGAAAAAGGAGACAGAGGUGUUGUCGGUGAGCCAGGUCCUCCAGGGCCACCCGGUCCCCCAGGUUCUGCCGGCCUUAAAGGUCUGAUGGGUUCUCCAGGUCCACAGGGUCCUCCAGGUCCUCCUGGCCUACAAGGAUUUAGAGGAGAAGCAGGUCUUCCAGGUGCUAAAGGUGACAAAGGAGCUGCUGGAGCCCCUGGACCAAAAGGUGACCAGGGUGAGAAAGGGUCUCGUGGAAUGACAGGUGAACAAGGCUUAAGAGGAAUGCCUGGUGUUCCAGGAGAGCCGGGGAGUAAAGGAUCAGUAGGGCCAGCUGGCCGUGAUGGACAGCCAGGUGAAAGAGGUGAACCAGGUCUUAUGGGAAUGCCAGGAGCCCGAGGCCCACCAGGUCCGACCGGAGAUGCUGGACAGCCAGGUCUCACAGGACCCCAAGGACCCCCAGGACUUCCAGGCAACCCAGGCCGACCAGGAGCUAAAGGAGAACCUGGAGCUCCAGGCAAAGUUAUAAGUGCUGAGGGUUCGUCAACUAUUGCUUUGCCAGGCCCACCAGGUCCCCCAGGCCCACCAGGUCCUACUGGACCCCCAGGUGUUCCAGGUCCUGUUGGGCCAGCUGGUCUCCCUGGACAGCAAGGUCCACGGGGCGAGAAGGGAUCCGCAGGUGAAGCUGUGAUAGAAACUAUCAAAACAGAAGUCUCAUCAUUAACAUCUCAGAUGCUGUCAGAUUUACAAGGGCGAGCAGGACCGCCAGGUCCUCCUGGACCACCAGGUGAAUCUGUGCAAGGGCCCCCUGGACCUCGUGGACCCCCAGGAUUGCCGGGACCUCCAGGCCCACCAGGGAGACCAGGAUCUUUCGCUUCAACCUCAGAAACAUUCUUCACAGGACCACCAGGUCCACCAGGCCCACCAGGCCCGAAGGGAGACCAAGGUGAACGAGGCCCACGAGGAUUCACAGGUGAACCCGGUGAGCCUGGUCUCCCAGGAAUCUCCUCACAUGGUGGCAGAGUGACCAUGCAGGGACCUCCAGGAGUUCCAGGCCCACCAGGCCCACCAGGACCUAAAGGUGAUGCAGGUGUCCCAGGCGCUCCUGGCAUCCCAGGAGCAUCACGAGGUGGAUCCAGACAAAUUCAGGGACCCCCAGGACCUCCCGGGCCACCUGGUCCUCCUGGCCCAGGUGGAAGCUCAUCUCAAGAGAUUCAGCAGUAUGUCACUGACUUCCUGAAGAGUGACAGUGUAAGGCAUUAUUUAACUGGUGCCCAAGGCCCACCAGGCCCACCUGGCCCACCUGGAGUCAUCACUAUGGCAGAUGGAACGAACUUGGACUAUGCAGAGCUGGCUACCCGUGUUAUGAGCUACAUGACAAGCUCUUCAAGUCGUUAUCAAUCAUUUGACAGUUCGAUAUCAACUACAUCUGCUUUGUAUCAAGAACUUCUGGACAUGUUGCAGAGAGAAGAAAUUCGGCAGUAUCUGAUUGGACCUCAGGGCCCACCGGGGCCUCCUGGACCAGGGGGAGAUGGCAUGUCUCUGUCCCUGGAUUAUGAUGAAUUGACCAGACGGGUUAUCAGCUACUUGACAAGUUCUGGGAUGAACAUUGGGCUCCCUGGACCACCAGGGCCUCCAGGGUCGCCUGGCAUAUCUUACAGUGACCUAACAGCAUAUCUGCGAAACUCUGAAUUCAGUGGCCUUGUUGGGCCCCCUGGGCCUGCAGGGCCCCAGGGACCCCCUGGGAUCCCUGGAUCACCUGGCACCUCUCUGGAAGACCUCUCUGCUUACCUACAAAGUAUGGGAUACUCCUCCCUCUCCGGAGUCCAGGGCCCACCUGGCCCUCCUGGCCCUCCAGGACCUCCAGGCUUCUCAGGAACCGGCCUUCUGUCCUAUGCUGACAUCACUCACAGUGACGAGUUCAGGAGCGAGCUGAUCCAGUACCUGAAGAGUGAUGAAGUUAGAAGCUACAUCUCGGGGCCACCUGGCCCCCCUGGGCCACGGGGGCCACCAGGACCAAAAGGAGAUAGUGGUUUGGUGGCAGGGUCCAUGUCUGCGUCAUAUCGAGAGUCGCUGGCUUCCGAGCAGUCACAUGGAGGAUCCCUUGGUGCUGGGGGAUCUCAAGGGGGGUCCCUGGGCACAGGCAGCUCGUACAGCAGCUCCAUGAGCAGCAUGUCAUCUUACAGUGCCUCCUCCACCGGCAGCGAGGGCUCGUAUGGUGCUUCCAUGGGCGGUGAGGGCUCCUACGGCACCUCCAGGGGCAGUGAUGGGUCUUUUGAUGGGUUGCUGGCAGCAGAAGAGGCACACAGAAGAUCAGUGAGUUCAAGCAGAUCAUACAGCGACUCCUUCACUGGACCCCUGGAUUACAACGAGCUGGCACUCCGCGUGUCGGAGAGCCUACAGAGCAGAGGUAUCCUUCAAGACCUGAUGUCUUACAAUGCACAGGGACCCCCAGGUCCCCCAGGCCCUCCUGGUCCCCCUGGAAUCAGCAGAGUCUUUGCAUCCUAUGGCAAUGUCACCGAGGACCUCAUGGACUUCUUCAGAACACAUGGUACUAUCCAGGGGCCACCUGGUGAGAAGGGCGAGAGGGGUUAUCCCGGACCAAAAGGUGACCCUGGGCCAAUGGGCCCUCCAGGACGCCAGGGGCAGAGGGGACCAAAGGGAGAGAAAGGAGAGAAAGGUGAGCAACUGUAUGUUGGCAGAAGAAAAAGAAGAAGUGUCGGGGUCUAAGGGCAGAGCCAGCUCGGUUCUGCACUGGGCAGCGUUCCUGACAGCCCAUUCAGCGUUAGCCUGGAUCUUCACC
This is a messenger RNA of Rhea pennata, 4757 nucleotides long. It is a transcript of the gene COL17A1, whose product is annotated as collagen type XVII alpha 1 chain. Gene Ontology annotation, biological process: extracellular matrix organization. NCBI's taxonomy places the organism in Eukaryota, Metazoa, Chordata, Aves, Rheiformes, Rheidae. The transcript has 57 exons. The coding region runs from base 41 to 4684 and encodes 1547 amino acids. The record is from RefSeq and is a predicted model, not a curated record. Gene Ontology annotation, molecular function: extracellular matrix structural constituent conferring tensile strength.